Messenger RNA from Pseudophryne corroboree (corroboree frog), 1739 nucleotides. Its product is annotated as microfibril-associated glycoprotein 4-like. The record is from RefSeq and is a predicted model, not a curated record. Bases 58 to 864 code for a protein of 268 amino acids. Gene Ontology annotation, biological process: elastic fiber assembly. Lineage: Eukaryota; Metazoa; Chordata; Amphibia; Anura; Myobatrachidae. The transcript has 6 exons.
CUCUACAUACCUGGAGGGAGAGUUCUGGUCGGCAGUCGGACACAGUCUGAGAAGAAGAUGUGGAUUUGCUGCAACCUCCUCAUCCUGUUCCUGUUUCUGGAGAGGGGUCAUCAAGCUGCGGACAUGGUGCCCGGUAACCAGGAUAAUAUCAUUAUGUGCAUAGAUACCUGUUACCCACACGACUGCUCGGAUGUGUAUGCCCAGGGUCUGACCACAGAUGGGGUGUACAUGAUAUACCCAGAAGGAAGGUACUCCACUGCCGUACCUGUGUACUGUGACAUGACCAGUAAGGGGGGACCAUGGACGGUGUUCCAGAAGAGGUUUAAUGGAAGUGUGAGUUUUUACCGUGGUUGGAAGGACUAUAAAUAUGGAUUUGGCCGAGCAGAUGGAGAGUACUGGCUGGGUCUGAAGAGCAUUCACCUUCUCACCCAAAAGAGGUCCUACCGUCUUCAAAUCAACCUGGAGGAUUUUGACAACGAUGCCCGUUUUGUGACUUAUGAUACCUUCUCCAUCUCUCCUCUGGCCGUGUCUCCUGAGGAAGACGGCUAUAAACUGCACAUCGCUGGAUUUCAGGAGGGGGAUAAAAACAGGCCUAUUCAAGACUGUCUAGACUCUCAGAACGGGAUGAAUUUCUCCACUUAUGACAAUGACAGAGACACAACUGCAGCAAACUGUGCAGAGAUAUUUAAAGGAGCUUCCUGGUACAAGAAUUGCCACAGCUCCAACCUCAACGGCUUAUACCUGAGAGGCACCACCACCCAGUAUGCCACCGGCAUGACAUGGGCCGGCUUCAGAGGGCAAUUCUACUCUCUCAUGAAGAGUGAGAUGAAGAUUGCAGUGAAGAAAGAAGAGAUGGUGCAGUAGAUCCCACAUAUGGCAUCAUAAGCAUUACCACGCUGCUCAAUGAAAGACAAAGCAGCCCCACCUUUCUGUUCUUCAUUUCUUUUACUGCUGCCACCGCUCUGACCAAGAGGCCGGGGAAUCUCCAUCUUCCAAUGGGGAUCCUGGUAUCGGUUUCCCCCAAAACAGAGGCGACACCCCUACCCGGCCCCAAAUGUAUAAUCUACUGACGUCUUCAGCUGUAGUGCAUCGAAUGACGCAGGACCCAUACUGCACAAUGGCACCUAGCGCUAUGGUGGUCAUUCCGAGUUGAUCGCUCGCUAGCUGUUUUUAGCAGCCGUGCAAAUGCUAUGCCGCCUCCCACUGGGAGUGUAUUUUAGCUUAGCAGAAGUGCGAACAAAAGUAUCACAGAGCGGCUACAAAGUUUUUUUUGUGCAGUUUCAGAGUAGCUCUAAAUCUACUCCGCGCUUGCAAUCACUUCAGACUGUUCAGUUCCUGUUUUGACAUCACAAACACGCCCUGCGUUCACCCAGCUACGCCUGCAUUUUUCCUGGCACGCCUGCGUUUUUCCGAAAACUCCCUGAAAACGGUCAGUUGACACCCAGAAACGCCCACUUCAUGUCAAUCACUCUGCGUCCAGCAGUGCGACUGAAAUGCUUCGCUAGACCCUGUGUGAAACGACAUCGUUCGUUGUGCCCGUACGACGCGCGUGUGCAUUGCGCUACAUACGCAUGCGUAGAACUGCCAUUUUAUAGCCUGAUUGCUGCGCUGCCAACAAAUGCAGCUAGCGAUCAACUCCGAAUGACCACCAUUGUGCGUUAGAGCUGACAGGAUCUGAAUUAGAGCCUUUUACAUCUUACUCUGCGCUCACUCAAUAUCUUUAUGUAUAAUGGCAUAAG